GGCUUGUGGACAGUACGUUCCAGAGCUUUAGUGUGUUUUACCGACAGCAGUAUUCUGCAGCCUACACCGUACAUUUGCACCAGGAGGUGGAGCCUAAGAAAGAGGGGAGGAGCCUACUGCUCGCACAUGGGCCUCAAUAUGCUCCAGAGGAAGUGCUAUACCAAGGGAGUGUGAAGCUCUCUUGCUGGUAUGAGCAGGGGAAGAAAUGCAAAGAGAGAUUCAUCGUACUGAGACGAGAAUACAAAGUGGAAAUACAUGAAAACACAGAGACCUUCAGUCGUGGAUGUGCAGCGAAGUUGGUCCUCCAUCCAGCAGGGGGCAGUGUGUUCACAAAAGAGGAGGAGUCCAAAGCUCACCAAGAGCGAACCUGCGCUGGAAUACUCAAUGGAGUGAAGGAGGAUUCUUCUUCGGUGGUAUCCUCUCCAGAUGUGCUGGCAGUGUAUCUGCACCUGCAUUAUAUGGGCCACACUUGCUUCCUGUUCCAACAGGAAGAAGAACGUGAUAACUUCCUUUCUGCUAUCAAGACCUGCAUUAGACACGGCAACCUUGGUAAACCCCCCACUCACAAACACAUUCUCUCUAUGGCCAGCUAUUACACCUAGUGCUGUAGGCCUACCCUCGUUUGAAAUAUGCAGUAUAUUAAAAUGAAAUGAAAGAUCGUUUGGGGAAUUGCUGGACAGCAUUGCCCAAACAUUCAAAACGUAACUUAAAAUGAGGAAUUACUC
Messenger RNA from Notothenia coriiceps (black rockcod), 725 nucleotides. RefSeq names its product protein Niban-like. The annotation marks the transcript as partial. The record is from RefSeq and is a predicted model, not a curated record. The transcript is spliced from 4 exons. NCBI's taxonomy places the organism in Eukaryota, Metazoa, Chordata, Actinopteri, Perciformes, Nototheniidae.